Coffea eugenioides is the source of this 1900-nucleotide messenger RNA. Its product is annotated as meiosis-specific protein ASY1. The transcript has 22 exons. The coding region runs from base 1 to 1884 and encodes 627 amino acids. NCBI's taxonomy places the organism in Eukaryota, Viridiplantae, Streptophyta, Magnoliopsida, Gentianales, Rubiaceae. The record is from RefSeq and is a predicted model, not a curated record.
AUGGCUCCAUUUUUCCCAGUUGGCAGCCGUUAUCUGGCAUAUGAUCUCUUCUAUAAGAAUGCCAUUGUUGUUGUGCAGAAAGUGAAGGAAUCGGAGAUUACCGAGCAGGACUCGCUUCUCCUGACGAGGAAUCUGCUGCGAAUUGCAAUAUUCAACAUUAGUUACAUCAGGGGCCUUUUCCCUGAGAAAUAUUUCACUGACAAAUCUGUUCCAGCUUUGGAUAUGAAAAUUAAGAAACUAAUGCCAAUGGAUGCGGAGUCACGCAGACUCAUUGACUGGAUGGAAAAAGGUGUUUAUGAUGCAUUACAGAAGAAGUACCUGAAAACGCUUCUCUUUUGUGUGUGUGAAGCUGUUGAAGGGCCAAUGAUUGAAGAAUAUGCAUUUUCUUUCAGUUAUCCAAAUUCUGAUUCUCAAGAAGUUUCAAUGAACAUUAAUCGUUCUGGAACCAAGAAGGGAGGGACCUUCAAAUGCAAUUCCACAAAAGAAGUUACUCCCAAUGAGAUGAGGAGUUCUGCAUGUAAGAUGGUCAGAACAUUGGUUCAACUGAUGAGAACUCUGGACCAGAUGCCAGAAGAGCGUAUUAUCCUGAUGAAGCUCUUGUAUGAGGAUAUCACGCCUGCUGAUUAUGAGCCUCCUUUCUUCCGAGGCUGCACAGAAGAGGAAGCUCAAAAUCCCUGGAGUAAAAUUCCUCUCAAGAUGGAGGUUGGAAAUGUCAACAGCAAGCAUUUGGUACUAACUCUGAAGGUUAAGAGUGUGCUUGAUCCUUGUGAGGAUGAACAUGAUGAAAACCAGGAUGAAGUGAGCUUGGGAGCUGCUGAUUCUUCUCAGACUGACGGAGAUAGUGAUUCUGAUAGUGAUGCCAGUAUGUCAGAUGAAGAUCAAUACAUAGUUGCGCCAGUCGAAAAGCAGCAGGGUCCUGAAAAUGGCACCACUGUUGAUGAAGAUGAUACUCAGGAUCCAGCAGAGGAUGAACAACAAUUAGAGCGGGUAAAGGACUGGAUCAACGCCUACCACCUUGAAACCAUUGAACUUACUGACAUUCUCGCAAACUUUCCAGAUAUCUCAGUGGUUUUGAUUGAAGAAAUCAUGGAUAAGCUCAUUAAGGAAGGUGUACUAUCAAAAUCUGGUGAAGACAGUUAUAAUAUCAACAAAAAGAAGAAAUUUGACUAUGAGUUUGAUGUUGUGAAAGAAGAACCCAAUGUUCAAAUGUUACCAAUUGGAAAGUACAGUACAGAUGAAGGUCUUAUGUACAUGAAGGCUUUGUAUCAUGCUCUCCCAAUGAACUACAUCACUGCUGCAAAGCUUCAGAGUAAACUCGAUGGAGAAGCCAACCUGACUACUGUGCGAAAGUUAAUAAAUAAAAUGACCCAAGAUGGCUUUGUUGAGGCUAAUAGCAACCGCAAAUUAGGGAGGCGAGUCAUACACUCAGAUCUGACAGAGAAAAAGUUGUUGGAAGUCAAGAAAACCCUGGACUUGGAUGCCGCCAUGGAUGUGGAUGUGAAUGAAUCUACUAAAAAGCCCAACCGAAAUAGUCACAAGGAUUUGUCCACCUGUGGUGGCCUUCACUCUAUUGGAUCAGAUCUUACACGUACUAGAGGCCGAUCUGAUGGAUAUGAGAAUGGUUCCAUUAGGAGCGAGCACACUGUCUCAAAGAGAAAGGAGCAUGGAAAUACGCCCAUGAGUAGAGCUGAGCCCGUGGCUUCUGGGGAGAGUUUUGCUGCUGGGGCUGAGAAUGGCAGAGAUAAAUCAAACACAAAUCUCCAAGAUGAAGUUGACACUGUUUUAUGUAGCAGGUCUACACAAGGCAAGCGUUACAGGAAAGCAAGCACGGUCAGAGAGCCAAUCCUUCAGUACAUAAAGCGCCAGAAAUCUCAAGCUCAGUAGAAGCUCUUGAAGCAAU